Messenger RNA from Amphiprion ocellaris (clown anemonefish), 6440 nucleotides. RefSeq names its product nuclear receptor interacting protein 2 (gene nrip2). The record is from RefSeq and is a predicted model, not a curated record. The coding region runs from base 354 to 1175 and encodes 273 amino acids. NCBI's taxonomy places the organism in Eukaryota, Metazoa, Chordata, Actinopteri, Pomacentridae. The transcript is spliced from 6 exons.
GAGAGAGAGAGAGAAGGACAGACGGCACUGAGGGGAGGGGAGGAAACACUGGGCUCAGUCACACCUUCCACUGCCUCUCCGACACGCUGAGCAGAUCUAGUCAUCGCGAGGAAGAUGCACGUCUACACCAGACCCCGGACAGGACAAUAGCUGCUAAAGCCGCCGAGACAAAUACAUGCCAAGGACUAGAGGGGGAGAGAGAGAGCAGAGGGAAGGACAGCAGCAGCCUUUCAGAGAGGGCAGGAAGAGGCUACGUUUGCGGGGUUUAUUCUGAGGAUUUCUGCUCUUCGUCCACUCUGCCUCCCAGUGCUGCUGCUGCCGAGAGGCUACAGUCAGUUUUGCAGUCCGAGACCAUGAGCGAGGCGAAGAAAGGUGAACUAGCCAUCCGGGAUAAAGCCAUCCUGCACCAGCAGAGGCGUCUGAAGCAGGCGACCCAGUUCACGCACAAGGACUCGGCUGACCUCCUGCCCCUGGACGGGCUGAAGAGGCUGGGCACGUCCAAAGACCUGCAACCCCACAGCAUCGUCCAGCGCCGCCUGCUGGAGGGAAACAUCCCACGGCUGAGAGGCGAGGCCCGGGACCUCAGCACCAGGGUUCGAUCCCCGCUGGCGGACACCAAGGACGGACCCACGGACGCCGAGGAGAGGAGCGAGAGCACGGCCGACGACUCCACGGAGGAGCGGGAGUCUCUGGAGGAGAGCGAGAGGAGCCUCCGGUCGGACGAGGAGGACGACAACAGCGAAGCCGGAGCCAGGCAGACGGCGGAGAAACCCGAGGGCACGGAGAGCUCGACCGCCCUCACAGCUCUGGUCAUUCAAUGCAAGUGCUGCGAGGCUGAAGUCAAAGCAUCCAUCAACACUGGCAGCCAACAUAACCACAUCUCCACCUCCUGCUGCCAGAGGCUGGGACUGGUGCCCAGUUCACCAUGUGGAGGAAGCAGCUCAGUGACGGAUCUGCAGCUGCAGCUGGGCAGCCAGACACUCAGGUGUUCAGCGUAUGUCAAAGAGGAUGAGGCGUUCGAGCUGUGCCUGGGUCUUCAGACUCUGUUGGAACUUAAAUGCUGCCUGGAUCUGAGCAGUCGGGUGCUGAAGCUGCAGGGCUGUGGCGAGGAGCUGCCUUUCCUGAAGCCUUCGGCCGACAGCCAGUGCCAUCACGACACCAACGAGAACCUGUGAGGCGACUCGACGGCGGCGACACUUCCUCUAGGCCUGACCGGUUGCAGCAGCGUGGCCCCGAGCCGUUCGUGUCCGGACCGUCCCAUCACAGCCUCUCUCACUGCCAGAAACAUGGAUGAGCAUUCGCCUCAGUCCCUCUUGAGUUUACAUCUUUGUGUUCGUAGAGUUAAGACAUUUGCCAUGAUUAUCUCUUCUAUUGAAUUAGUCUAGUUUGCAGAAUGAAAUCCAAUCUCUGUGGGUUUAGUCAUUCUUUAUGAGUAUACUGUAUGUUCAGAUCAGUUCCUCUGUUGAGCUGCUUUGGGGGGAAAACCAUGAUAAUCAUUUCAAGUGAACUUUUAGUGGAAUAUUUUUGUGAUCUGACUGUGAAAAAUGACUUUAACAAUCAAAGUAAAUAAAAAUAUAUAUUAAUUGCAAACCUAAAUCAUUUCAGUUAGGUGUUGUAACAGGAAUGGUUUGAUAUUUGGGGACAUAGAUUUGUUCUUUUUGAAAAGAUCGACACACAUCUACGUCUAUUAGCCAGUUAGCUUAAGUCCUGUAUUUGUCUGACAGCAACUAUAUCUGCCUAUAGCACCGCUAAUAUUUACGUUAUAGCUUCUCUGAGAAAUCUAUACAUACACUGGAAUCCACAAACAAAACACUACGAAAACAGUCACAUAAGCACAUAACAGCCUGUAAAACUGCCGUCUAACUUUUUUACAUUUCAGUAUUUUUAUGGCAUAAACCUGCGAGAGGUUUCCAUAAAUCCCAAUGCGAUGAGCUCAUGGACUCUUUAAUCAGCCACAUCUGCCAUAUAAAAAAUGAGUUAAAUUUGCAUUUGUACCAACCGAAUUGUCAGAAGUUGAACAUGUCAACAAUUCAUUGCGUCUUUGAGCGAGAUUUCAAUUUUUAAGCCCCAUUUUCCACUCCUUGUAGCUAUUUUUCCAUCUAUUUCCCAUGUUUAGCAAUUACUUAAUUUGACACGUUUAGCUAAUAUUUUUACUUUUAGCUGUUCCAACGUUUAUCAAUUACGUUUUGCAACCUUUUUCCACUCUCUAUAGAUUAACUAACUUUUAGCUAACUCUUUCAAAAUUAAUUCCAUUCAGCAAAUUUAAUUGUUUAAUCAUUAGUUUCAUUUGCUUUUCCAACAAUUAUGCGUUAUUUUUAGCAACCAAGGUCUUGAUUUUAACCAUAACAUUGACCUAUUUAGCCUGUUUAUCCAUUACUUUUAAAUUAUUUCCACUUUUAAUCCAUAAUCUUUAACUUUACAGCUGUUUAGACAUUGCUUUAAUGUUAUUUUUUCAACCAUUAGCCAAUAUUAGUUUUAGCUAUUUACCUUUUUAUCCAGAACUUUUCCUAUUAUAACAGUUUUCCAUCCACCUUAUCAGCAAACUAUAUCAUUUUAGGUGUGCAUGAAUUAGUUUUAGCUGUUUGUCCUCUGUUAUUCAUUCCUUUAGCUAUUGCCAUUGUUUAUCCAAAAUCUCAAGCUAUUUCAACCAUUAGCUUUCGCUGUUCUACCAUUUACUCCUAGCUUUUAGCGCAGUAUUUCCACUUUUCAACAAAAACCUGUGCCUAAAUCAACAUUUUAUCCAUAGCUAUGUCCACAAUUUCCUUUUCUUUUUGCCUUUUGGCUAACUUACCAACCAUUUGCUCAUUAGUUUUAGCUAACAAGCUAAGCUGUUAGCUGUUUUUCCAACCAUUAUUCAUUACCGAUAGCUAUUCCAGCAUUUAUCCACAACAUUUAACAAACUAUUUCUGCUCUUUAAUCAUAAUUUGACCAAUUUAGACAAUUUAUUCCACCAUGUAAUCUACUGUUUACUCACUGCUUAUCCAUAACCUUUAGCUAGCAGUGUCUAUUCAGUACUUUCAUCUGGUAUUUUUCAACUAUUAUCAUUGACUUUUACCUAUUUUACUUGUUAAUCCUACCAUUAUUUUAGCUAGCUGUUGUAUUUCCAUCAUUCAUCUUCAUUUUUUUAGCUAACAAGCUCAAUUCUGUCUUUAUAUCCUUUGUUAACUGGUUGCUCAUUAGCUUUACCAAGAAGUGAUUAAUCAUUUAUCCAUUCUUUUUAGUUUAAACCUGUUUAUUUGUAACUUGCAGCUAGUUUUCACUGAAUCUUUCCUGCUGCACAUAUAUUCACUCAGGUUGUGGAAGCUUUCGACUAAAGGCUAGAUAUCCAUUCUACAUUAGUUAGGAAUCAUUGGCUUAAACACAUUUUCACGACAUGUUAAUUAGCGAGUUUCAGGGGUAUUGAUAGGCUUAUUUUGUUGCUUUUGGACAGAACCAGGCUACCUCUUUCAACCACCAGAUUGUGACUGUAGUCUCACAUUUACCAGAUAGAUCAGGUAUGAGUGGUAACUUCUCAUCAUCAACCAAAAAAUGUGAACAAAGUUAUUCCCAAAAUGUCAAACUAUCCUUUAAGAAUCAACAUGACUCAUCGAAAAAGUGUUUGUACUCAGGAUGAUCUUGACCAGGGGUGUCAAACUCACUUUAGUUCAGGUUCCACAUUCAGCCCAAUAUGAUCUCAAGUGACCAGUAAAAUCACAGCAUAAUAAUCUAUAAAUAUCCACAACUGCAAUUUUUUCCUUUUAGUGCAAAAAAGGCACAUUUUGAAAAUGUUCACAUUGAAGGAAUUAUCUUUUUACAAAACAUCAUGAACAACCUGAAAUUUUUUGUGAAAAAUAAGUUCAAAUUCAACAUUAUACCUCAGUUUAUCAUUUCCACAUUACAACUUCCAGAUCACAGAGUGUCGACAAAGGAACACAACAUUUAGUCACAGCUAUCUGGAACUGAACAAUAUAGUAUUUUACUGUAUGAUCAAAAUGACAAAAGUCAGACACAAAAACAACAAAAACAAGACAAAACAGGAGACACAAAACAACAAAAAAUAAGACAAACAACACAAAACAAAACAAAAAAGAGCCAAACAAAUUGACAUAAAAGUUAAAGUGACAAAAACAAGACAAGAAAUUACACAAAUGACACAAGCAAGACAAAAAAUCAAAACAGUGAAUAAAGCAAAACACAAAAUAAUAAAAAUAAGACAAACAACACAAGUGAGAAAUGAGAAAAACAACAAAACAACAAAAACUUCAGACAAGUGACAAGUCAGUAAAAAAAAACAAGAAACUAUUACAAAAACGAGACAUAAAACGACAGAAGAACAAUCUAGUAUUUUACUUUAUGAUCAAAACAACUUGUCCUGAACUAGAAAUUAUCUUAAAUUUAUGGCUUUACAAAUUGCACUUAAUAUCUUCUCUGUAAUUUUUACACUUUGAGGGCCGGAUUGGACCCUCUGGAGGGCCAGUUUUGGCCCACAGGCCGCAUGUUUGACACCCCUGAUCUUGACAAUGUGUUCAGAGAAAGAAGUUUUUUGAAGUCCUGUGUAAUUCUUUCUGGGUCAGACUACCUCCUUAAGAGACAAGGCUAGAAUUUUAAGGAAACUACCACCAUGUCUGAGGGACUUAUUUAUAUUCAGCUCUGUAAAGCCCCUUCACUCUUUCUUUCCUCAUCAAAAGACUGACAUGGUUGCAUUUUUCCAGCGUGUCACGAUGGCCCCGAGGCUGAAUUACGGUAGUUCCCUAUAAAUGCCCUCAAAAAAAAAUAGACUUCAGGCCAGCCAGCCGAAUAUACUUGAGUCAGACUCAGCUACAGAAAUAUCAAAACAUUCCAUCUGCAUGACUUUGUAAAGUUCUGCCUUUGUAUAAGUCUGCAUGUUUGUGUACUAGUCUGAUUGUGUCAUGUUGCAUUGAGUCAAAGCGGGGUUUUUCUGCCUUGGAACGGCUCCUGUUUCACAUGGGGAAAAAAAAGUGGAACGGGUCCCAUCGUCCCUGAGAGCUCCGGUCACGACAAGCUGCCAAAUCCGACCCCAGCUGCCUUCCCUCUCUCCGGCUCUUUCAGGAGAUUUAAUCACUCAGCCAUGGUCUUCAAGCUCACGUUCCUCUCCAUCCAGAGGACCCGGCCCUCUUUGUGUAUUUACUACCUUUUCGGCUGAUGUUGUUCACUCUGACACCUCAUGUUUGCUAAUUUGCCCGUCACAAGAGAAUGAAAAAGAAAAAAAAAGAGACUCAACCACACCAGUGCCACCUGCCUCUCUUGUCUCCGUGUCUUCAUGGUGUGGAGAAUCAGGAACUCUGUCUCAGAUGUGCUCACUGAAGGCCAUCACGCUCUGCUUUAACCCUCCUGUUGUCCUCAUUUACUGGCACUGUUUCCUGGUCUGAAAAAAAUCCCAAAAAAAUCUGUAAAAAAAGACCCAAAUUUCUGAAAAUUUGCAAAAACCUUCAGGAAGAAAAUUCCAAUAAUUCCUUAAAAGUUUCCCUUAGAAGUCUCCAAAUUUGGCAAGAAAAUUCUUGUAAAUAUUUUCUAAAAAUGACACAAACCUAAACAAAAAAGGGACAAAAAAUUAGACAAAAAAGUUACAAAGUGACAAAAAAUGGACACAAACGAGACGAAAAAAUGACAAAAAAGAAACAAAGUGACAAAAAAUAGACAAACGACCCAAGCAAGACAAAAAUGAAACACAACAAAAAAAACGACAAAAACAUGAGGCAAGUGACAAAAGUCUGACAGAAAAACAACAAAAACAAGAAAAUAUUACAAAAGUGAGAAACAAAAUGACAAAAAAUGAGACAAGCAACACGAAACUAAACAAAAAAAGAGACAAAAAAUUAGACAAAAAAGUUACAAAGCGACAAAAAAAUGGACAAAAACGAGACAAGAAAUUAAAAAAAGAGAAAGAAAAUCCCCUAAAAAAACCACUUCUCUGGAUUUUGGUUGAUUUUUUUGUGAAUGAUCUUAAGAAACAUUUUUUUAAACAUUUCUUUUCCACCAAAAAAUGUUCAAAAAUUUCCCAAAAAUUGUGACAUCAGAAGUUUCACUGUGAAAAGAUCUCUUUUCUCCACAUCUUUUUUUGCACUACUUUAAGAUUUCCUUGCACUGUAAAGGAGAAGCUCUGCAAUCUCAUUAUACAUUGUAUAAUGACAAUAAAGAAUAUUCUAUUCUAUUCUAUUCUAUUCUAUCUUCAAACUUUAAAACAGGUCAUUUUGACCCGCAGGACGACAGGAGGGUGAACAGCACCUGAGCCUCGCCGGGCUUUUGGCCGUGAUUUCAUCCAUCUAACCUCCCGCUGGUCAUCCACGUGUAGAUUGGAGAUGUUUUUGUUUCUCUUUGACGCACUAGUGACCUUCCUAUGCCGUGUGAGAGGAAUCGAUGUGUGACAGAAAUUUAUUUUUGGUGUUUUUUCUUCUUCUGAACAGUAUUUUCUCUGCCUAAUAAAAUACGUAUUCUGGCUA